GAUGCAAGUGUACCUCCAGUCAUUCCGUAAACACCUCUCCUCAGUGCAAGAACACCUUGAUGGCCAUGUAGCACUUGACUUAUCUGACGAUGUCGAGUUAGCUUCAGAGGGACAAGGCGGAACCUGGAGUGGCGACGAGCGAGACCGUUUCUUUCAUGCCCUCACCAUUUACUCGCGGUGGCGUCCAGACUUGAUUGCUGCAGCUGUGAAAACAAAAAACGUUGCAGAGGUAUGUCAUUACUUGUUCAUAUUGGAAGAAACGGCUCUUGGUGAGGAAAUGGAGGGUAGAGGGGACGGUGUUGGGAGGGCACAAAGGGAUGUGGCGAUGCAGGUGUCGGAGGAAUGGGUUGCGAAAGAGGAAGGGCUGGCAGCUGAGGUUCUUAGGAGAGAGGGAGAAAUGGCAGGACAGUGGAAAGAACACGAGCGGAAGAUAGAAACAAAGCAAAAAAAGCAAGAAAUUUACUCGAAAUGCCAACGGGGAGCGCAAGAAAAUAAAAGCAGGAAGAGACGGAGGACGAAUAGAGAAGACGAAUCUACAAACGAGGAAAAUGGAGCAGAGGAUGGAAUGGGAGGUGAUGCGGAUACUCAGAGAGCUAAAGCCAGGGCAUGGACUGCCGAAAAAACAUUACUUUGGAGUAAGGAUGACUUGCUCGAGCGCCUGGAUAUUGACCACUUGAAAGCUAUCGAUGCUCUCCUGCGGGAAGAUGUGGAAGGUGUAGAAUUUCCAUCCCAGGAGGGAAUCGAGGAGGAGAGGGACACGCCCAUUACGAAUCAUACCACAGCGGUAGACGAUGAAAUGAUCGACCCCGCUCUUCUUGCCAUCUCUAGAGAAGCUUCCGCUUUUGCGCCUGAUCCAUCGAAUACCCCACCUUUUCCGGUCCCUCCUGAAACGAACAAUACGAAUCCCGAACUUGUUAAUCUCUCCCCUAAAUCUCGUCGACGCUACCAGAAACGUCUUUACAUGCGGCGCAAGCGUGCGCAAUCCACAGGAGGCGAAGUCGUGACAGAAGUCAGUCGACUAAAGCCAGGAAGGAAGACCCAAUCACGGAAAAAGUCACGACAGUCAUCAGAAGCUAGCGAUGAUCACGAGAACAAAGAAAUACAGGAGGCGGAAAUCCAGGACCAAGACGAUAUUCGACAUCCAAAUAUAGGUGGUACGACGCGACCAUACAGAAUCAGGGCUCGGUUAGAUAAGAUGGGUGUCGAUGCCCAAUGGCUUCGUGAUAACAAUAUGGGCCUCUUUCACUUGAGUUCCCUUGGGAAGUUGAUGAGCUUGUAUAGUUCUCUUGAGGGCGAAUCUGAACCCGUUGGUUCCAUCUCUGCUCAAUUUAUACAGUCACUCUAUGCUCUUGUGAAGACAUUCGUCACAAUCGUUGUGUACAAAGCUAUUGUGUCUAGAGAGCAAGAAGGCAAGCUCAAAGCGCGCACGAAGGCAUGGCGAGUGGCUCCUGAUCAGAUUCCUGCGGCCAGCGUCAAACAUGCACUUGAAAUAGUUGGAGCGAAGAAGAGAGACAAGAAGACAUAUAUUUCAGAACUACAGCGUUAUGCUUGCCAUUUAAGCACGGAGGAAGUGAACGAUGAGACUGAGGAUAUCGAAAAGUCAGACGAUGAGGAUGCGAACGCUAGUGACGGUGAAAGGCCUACAAAGCCGGCUCUCUCGACGUACCGCGAGAUUUAUGGACCGCUAGUUCGACCCCCAUCAUCGCUCUCUCUUGGCCUAGAUUCAGUAGCGUGCCUGUCGUCGUCGUCGUCUUACGUAGACGAUAUCUCUGGUGGUCGGACUCGAGGGACUACGUCAUUGUCCCCAUCCACUGAGCCAGAGGAAGUGUUACUGCAAGAAGUGGAUGAAGACGUACUGCUUGCGGUGCUUAAGGAGGAAGAGGAAUGGGACAAGAAAGAUCAGGCGGAGGAGAGAGAGUACGAGGAACUGCUGUGGGCAGGUAUGAUAACGGGACGUGAUCUGUAAUCUAAUAUACGUAUAUGUAAAGAUUAGCGUAGCUAUUGUUAGUUAGGUACUUGUACAGCCUUAUUCUUGAUCACGGUUGGGAUCGUUGA
This is a messenger RNA of Serpula lacrymans var. lacrymans S7.9, 2055 nucleotides long. RefSeq lists its product as uncharacterized. The transcript is spliced from 4 exons. The annotation marks the transcript as partial. The record is from RefSeq and is a predicted model, not a curated record. Lineage: Eukaryota; Fungi; Basidiomycota; Agaricomycetes; Boletales; Serpulaceae.